AUGAGAUCCGUGGACAGUUCACGAAUCCGGUCGACGACGGGAAAUAGCAGUGCCACUUGUAGGGUUAUUUGCAAUCUUGCAACGGGGCCAAGUCAUGGGUCAUGUGGCCAGAGCUUCCCAGUGCGCUCCCUCAACGUAGCGUCGGAAGCGCAAAGGAAACGACGUACUGUAGGGCGACACAAACCGAUUUUAGUGCUGGUGAGCUUCGGCUUGACGGUGUAG
Molecule: messenger RNA, 222 nt
Organism: Colletotrichum destructivum
Lineage: Eukaryota; Fungi; Ascomycota; Sordariomycetes; Glomerellales; Glomerellaceae
Exons: 1
Coding region: 1-222 (73 amino acids)
Source: RefSeq, a predicted model, not a curated record